UUAUGUAUUUCAUACUAUAUAUGAAUAUGCGCAUUGUCACAAAAGAAAACUUUCUUAUUUAAUGGACUAAAUUUAUGCAAUCUCAGCAUUAUUAAAAUCUAAUCUUAAGGUUAGUAUUUAAAAUAAAUAAAUGAUCUAAGCCAAAGCUACAGCAAACAAGGCUUGCAAUGUUUCAAAAAGUGCAAUCUGAAUGAAGUAGGUGAGCUAACUGUCGAUAUGGCCGUUAUUAACAGCACUUUUCAUUUAAAUUGGUCAAUGUUGAAUCUUGGCUAAGCAAAAAAAAAAAAGAAACAUUUGAAAAACAACAAACAAUUGACGUAGCGUUUAGUGAGCUGUUGGCCAAAGAACGAGUCGGUUGUACGGAACUCAGCGAAAUGCCUUGGCAAUGGCUGCUAAUCCAGCUAAUGCUGCUCCAACUGCUGCUGGGUCAGGUCAAUGGCGCCUCCAAACGUGUUAAGAUGUGCCUGCAGCCCAUGGUCAGCGGUCGCUGCUUUGGACAUGUGGAGAGCUAUGCCUAUAAUCCGCUCGAGCGCCGCUGCGAAUCCUUCAUCUAUGGCGGCUGUGGUGGCAACGAGAAUCGUUUUGACAGCCGGGCCGAGUGCGAGUUUAGCUGUCGUGAUAUUUAAGCUGAUAUACAAGUGAAUGAUGCAUGAUGUUCGCGAG
This is a messenger RNA of Drosophila novamexicana, 663 nucleotides long. RefSeq names its product PI-actitoxin-Afv2a. NCBI's taxonomy places the organism in Eukaryota, Metazoa, Arthropoda, Insecta, Diptera, Drosophilidae. The coding region runs from base 375 to 626 and encodes 83 amino acids. The record is from RefSeq and is a predicted model, not a curated record. Gene Ontology annotation, molecular function: serine-type endopeptidase inhibitor activity. The transcript has 2 exons.